UGACUUUUUUUUUUUUUUUUUUAAGGAAAACGACUUGGUCACUUGUUUGCAUGGAGAAAGUGCACGAAGCAUUUGCUAACAGCAGUAAGAAAUUUGUAAAAGCCGGACAGAAAUGUGUGUAAAAAUGCACACUUGCGAAGCCGGAAAGGAGUGCCGAAAUACUUCUCUGGCACAGCAGAUGAGAAAAUGCGUUCGGGCGAUGCCGUUUCUGAAAGUAUGGAUCCUGGAGUUUGCAUGCCGGCACAAGAUACUUCAAGUCCUCAAAGGUUUACCUUUUGACAUACUACAAGAUCUUGCAAAGAAUGACAUAUUAGGUCUUCGAUUUGUUGUAUUAGCCUUCUGGUCAAUGCUUCAGAACCAGAACUUGGAAAACUUGCAAAGGUUAUUGGACUUUCUGGAGAUGAUUCGUAAGCAAAUACCUGAUCUUGUCAGUUACAGACAUUAUAUAAAAAUCAGUAUAGGCCUGAAAGCAAAGAUUAUUCUGAAUAUGUUUGAGAGCCAGAAGCAUUUAUUGGAUAUAGUAAACCUUCUCAAUGAUUUCUUCCCAGAAGAGUUUUUUCUUGAUUCCCUUGCUACAAAAAGAGAUGUGCAGAAAGUGAAGCCAUGUCAUCAACAGUUCCGUAUGCUGAUUUUGAAAAUGCUUCACGAUGAGAAUUUCCGCCAACAAUACAUUCAGAACGACUUGAAAAAGGAGUAUGGAGAGCUGUUUACAGCCGCCCUAGAAAAGAGACUUAUAGAGUAUUUUGAAAGACUUGAAAGUGUAUUACCAGAGCCAGAACUGAGUAAGUUUAUGGUGAGUGAAAUUGAAAUUGACAGCUUGAACGAAGAGGAAAUGAUACUGACUGAGCUUUUACAAAAUCACUGCAUCCCAUGCAUUUUACAAAUGUUUCUCGAAUGUAUUAUGGAACUGGAGAAUGAAAAGGAUUCAGCAUUGAAUCUGAUCAGAUGUCAAGAGAACAAUCACAUUUCACAUACUACAAAUUUAAAAGUACCCUUGAAGACUAUGAACCAUCCUUUUGUAUUGUCAAAAGAAAAUGAAAAUGAGUAUUGUAGCCAAUGUGAAGAUGCACAUAACCAUGAUAUAUCUGAAUCAAACUGUUCAAAUCAAUCUGAAAUUUUAAGAAUGGAAGAUUUACCAGAAAAAAUGGACAGAAUCGGUUCAAAAGUUGAUUGCCAUCAAGAAGGUCCUAUCAUGGAAUCUACUGAAAUUGUGGAUCUCCAUUCUUACUCUAAGUGUAGUGAUGAUCUUUUUAAUGAUUCUGACCAACAAGUAAAUUCUAAGGAGACCUUUCCAGUAAGUGGAAAUACAGUGGAUAAACCAGUUCUCUGUAAUCAAGAAAGUGAAACAACUCUGGAGAAACCAUUACCAAAUGUUACUUUGAAAACAGCAUCUGCUAGUAAUAUUGCAUCUUGGCUUGGUAAUGUUCCACAAAGUGUUGACUGUCAAGACUUUGAAGAUAUGGAUUUGAUCUGUCUUGGGGAUGCCAACUGUAUGUAUGUCCAAUAUGUCCAAGAGUUGCCAACUAAUCCAACUUCUUUACAACUCAGUGAAAAUAUUCCAUUAACUGAUAGCGAAACUCCAAUAGCAGCAAUUACUUCGACACCUGUGUUUUCAGUACUUAAUAUGGAUUGUUCCUCAUUUGAAGAAUCAGAUGAAAAUCUAUCCCCCCCAGACCCAUUUCAGUCUCAGAAACAAAGUCAAUUGCGAGCCAACCAAGGUAAGAGCCUACCUAAACAAAACACUUUGGAAAAAGCAAACAGAGACUCAAGUAAUGCUGAAACCUGUAUGCCUUUCAGAACUGAGGAAGGAAAAGUUGAAUUAUUUAGGGCUGUAAAAAAAAUGCAUCCUAUUGGUCUGACUUGUCCAAGCAGGUCCUUAGAAAAAGUUAACAAUUGUGAUAAUAUCAGACAUGCACCAGACACAUUCUGUGGCUCAAAUUGUUCAAAUGAAAGCAACACUGGCAUAAUUCAGAACAACCAGGUUCACAGCUAUGGUAGUGAAGUGGAUGGAAUUGGUGAGUUAUGUGAUAUGAGGACUCUGGCAUGUGGAAACUCUAGUCUUAUGCACAAUACUAAAUUGGACAGAUCUGCCAGUGAUGAUGCUUUACUGAUUAAUGAUGUCAGAUAUGAGAGACUUCCAUCUAAUAGACAGAAUCCUCUGCAAGAUUUUGUUAACCUUCAACCUGUUGUCCUUUUGUCAAGGCUGGUUUUUGACACUCCUUUCCAUGGGCCUUCCACAGGGGACAAAGUCCACUCACUUCUCACUAAUAAGACAGAGUGUAGUUGUGUGCCAGAUUCAACCACUACAAAAUGUCAAAAUUGCAUUGAUGAAAACUAUAAGUUUCUCCAUCGGUCUGUAAAUACACGUACCAGGACCUUUGCAGAGAAAUCUGCAAAUGUUUCCCCAGUUUCCACCAGCGAGUCAUCCUUUACAGAUCUUAGUGAUGCUGAGUACAAGCCAUAUACUCGUUCAAAAGUAAGAAAAAAAUCAAGGCUUCAAAAACGUAAAUUAAAAGUGACUUAUAAAAGACAAAAAUUAACACUUUUGUAAUUGUUUUCCCUAAGGAUAAAUAAUAGUGAAAAC
Erpetoichthys calabaricus (reedfish) is the source of this 2584-nucleotide messenger RNA. RefSeq lists its product as uncharacterized. Gene Ontology annotation, cellular component: shelterin complex. Bases 113 to 2551 code for a protein of 812 amino acids. Gene Ontology annotation, biological process: telomere capping; regulation of telomere maintenance via telomere lengthening. The record is from RefSeq and is a predicted model, not a curated record. NCBI's taxonomy places the organism in Eukaryota, Metazoa, Chordata, Cladistia, Polypteriformes, Polypteridae. Gene Ontology annotation, molecular function: telomeric repeat DNA binding. The transcript has 7 exons.